AUGGCUACAAAACAGCCUGGAGUUUUCAAAAUCACAAAAGCACUCGCACGGUCUCCAGCAACACAAAACCGGAGGCGCUUCUCGGCCCUCCCUCGGCGGCAAAAUGCGGCCUCGAAACCAAACGAAGACGAUAAGCCGCGAGAGACGCGGAAUGAACCCGAGGAAGAAGGUGCCAUGACGCGGAGGCUCUCCGAGAUGACAGAACAAGCUAUACUUGAAGGAGGGCGGUCUACACGCAAGAACCUGUCGCACGCGGGGUUCUCGGAGGAUCUCAAGAAGGAACUUGAAGAGAGGGUUGCGGCGGCGGCGUUUAAGAGUGACCAUGCGGCGGCGCACUCUAUAGCCAACAUGCCAGAAAGCGCAGGACAAGGAACCCGGGAUGUCGCCGGAGCUGCACCCUGGACUGGAACGGAGAGUACACACGACGUCACGCUGCGCAUGCUUGAUAGCUCGAAGAAACCGCUCCGUACGCCGUAUAAGAUCCCCCAACCGGGACCCAUUGACACACGGCUCGCCCCUAAACCGCCGCGCCACCCCGGUUUGCGCAUCGCCGGCGCGAAAGAACGAACCGCUACCUACACAUUGAGUCAAAGUAAUGGUAUUACGGAGACGGAACGAGAAGCUAUGAGAAGGGAGAUGCGAGAGCGAUUCACGCCGGGUGCUCGGCCGAUGCCGGCGACGUUACAAGGGCUAGCGUCUCUGGCGAAUGAACGGAUCGAGGACGCCAUUUCCCGGGGCCAGUUCGAUAGAAUAAAGCGGGGGAAGGGCGUCGGUACGGAAGCGGACCAUAACGCCAAUAGCCCGUUUAUAGACACGACGGAAUACUUCAUGAAUAAGAUCAUCCAGAAACAGGAGAUUGUCCCUCCCUGGAUUGAGAAGCAACAGGAACUCGGGCGGGAAGUCGAGAGGUUCCGGCAACGACUGAGAGUCGAAUGGCGACGGCACGCAGCGAGGAUGAUAGCCAGCCGGGGAGGGUCUCUAGAGGUGCAGAUGCGACGAGCUCAAGCAUACGCAGCCGCAGAGGCUCGGCAUACCAGCCGAGUUAAUAUCGAGAAAGCGUUCCUCGAUUCCGACUCUGCCUCUACGACUUCAACCAGCGAAACCUCUUCUCUGGAUAACGACUCUAAACUACCACAUCUCUCCCCUCUCCGCGACCCACAAUACAUGGCAAACGAACGCUCAUUCCUCGAGCUAUCGGUAAAAACUAUUAAUGGCAAUACACGCUCAUACAAUCUGCAAGCGCCGCCGGUAGCACAAAAGCCGUAUCUCAACCUCGAGCGUGAGCUGGCGGCUUGUUAUACCGACGUUGCUCCCACUUUAGCAGAGGAGAUCAAGCGGCGUGCUACUGAGAGGGCACGUCCUUCCGCACCUAUUGGGGCGAAGGCAACGAGCGUGCUUGACUCACUAGGUACUUCUCAUACGACUCGGGUGUACGAAGAAAAUCAGUCUAAGAGCUAUGGUUUUAAGCAAUUUUGGCAAGACAUGUUUUCCAAGAAGUGA
Molecule: messenger RNA, 1500 nt
Organism: Aspergillus puulaauensis
Lineage: Eukaryota; Fungi; Ascomycota; Eurotiomycetes; Eurotiales; Aspergillaceae
Product: DnaJ family domain-containing protein
Exons: 2
Coding region: 1-1500 (499 amino acids)
Source: RefSeq, a predicted model, not a curated record